UCAAGUUCCUUGCAGCAGGACCUUGUAAAAAAGCAGCUUGCGUUCUUGAGAACGAGUUAAAAGAGCACAAUGAGCUUUUACCUCGCACAAUGACAUAUGAAGGAAAACAAGUACUAAUGACGAUGGAUCGACUUUCUAGAGAAUAUCCAGAUGUUGACAACAACUAUUUAUUAGAUCUACUUCGUAAACUUUUAAAUCACUUUAGAGAAACAGGUGAUCCGACUGUACUUCGAGUGAGUGCAUUGAGACAUGGUGACAAUUCUCUUUUAACUAUGCUUUCUGCUUUUGUACCUCAUAAAGAAGUAGAACGUUGUAAUUAUUUAACAAUGACCAUGAAGCAAUUAGGCAAAUUAUCUAUACAUCGUAUGUUGAUUGCAAGAGAAAUGAGUGCAAAAAUUAUGAAAAAGACUCAAAUGCCAACUUCAAUAUCUACAUUUUAUAGAGAGCAUGUUACUAUAUCAGGUCAUCGUAAUCCAGUUUAUUCGGUUGUAUUCGAUAAAACAAAUAGAAGAUUAUUUACAGGCAGUGACGAUUUUCUUGUCAAAGUAUGGUGUGUACGAACAGGACAUCUCAUUCAUACCAUUAGAGGUCAUCAAAAUGUGAUUACAGAUAUUGCUAUUAAUCAAGAAAACACGUUAAUUGCAACUGCAUCUUCAGAUGGUACGGUUCGUGUCUGGACAAUGGAGGAAUAUAAGCCGAUUAUGUGUCUUAGACCUAAUUCUAAUGCUAUUAAACCUUUCACAACUGUCAAAUUUUCACCAUCACCAAGAGCAGAAACACGCUAUUUAAUGGCAACAAAUGAAGAUGGUUUUGUUCGUUUAUGGAAAUGGGAUCGCGAUACAUUACAAUUCUUUGAUACAGAUUCACCAAUCACAUUUAGCUGUCGAUUUAGAGCAAGAGAUAGAUUAAGAUGCUCUUCAUUCAAUUAUACAGGCACAAAGUUUUCUGUAGCAGGUGAUGAUGGAUUUGUGUAUGUGUUUUCAACAAUCCAAGUGCAGACUACGCAUGAAGGCGUAACAUCGUCCACACAUGUUUCUGGACAUACUGACUAUAGUAGUCAAGAAAGAUCUACAGGAAGAGGAAGAAGAAGAUUUGCGAAUGCUUUAUUUCCAGAUAAGAAUAACCCAGUACAAACUCAAUCAGUAAUACCCAUUGGUACAUUAGAAGGUCAUAUGGGUAGUGUAACUGAUUUAGCAUUCAGUCAUGAUGGACAGCGUAUCUUAAGUGGAUGUCAAGAUGGUACAGCUAGAAUUUGGACUUUUGAUAAAAAUAAAAAACAAUGGAACUCAAUCGUAUUGGAUCUUAAACAACCUGUAAAUGACACGACAACUAUUGUAAAGCCUUCAACUCCCAAUUCAACCGUUAUGAGUAGGGCUAAUUCACGAUCAUCAGAUCAUGUACAUGAUAAAAUACAACAGUCAGCAUUAUCUGAUUCCAACGAAUUUGGAACGCUUAUGCCUCCUUUAGAAGAUGAGCUUUCAACUUCUUCUCUUUCGGAUAUGGAUAUUGAUACACCUAGAGAAGCGGCAGUGCCAUCACAAUCAUCAGAUUCACCCAAAGUAUCUAUGAUUGCUUGGAGUGCGGAUGAUCGAUGGUGUGCUGUUGCUUCAAACCAAGGAGAAAUCAGAGUUUACUAUGCCUUUAAUGGAGAACCUGCUUGCGUUCUUAAAGGGCAUAAUGGAGAGAUAUAUGCUCUUGAUAGUCAUCCACUUGAUUCAAAUACUAUUCUUUCUGCAGGUUAUGACGGUAAUGUUAUCCUCUGGGAUGUUGAGAAAAAAAAAGUGAUCAAUUGUACAAAUCAUGUUGGUAGAACAUUUACAGAUUGUAAAUUUUCUAAGGACGGUAUGAAAUAUGCUAUUACAGAUGAAGAAGGACAUUGUACAUUAUUUGGUAUUGGUGGAUUAGAUAAAGAUUAUGAACAAGUACGAAGUUGGGGAAGAGGACAAUAUUUUAUGUCAGAUUAUCAGGCAUUACGCCAUUAUGCAGAUGGUUCAUUUUUAGAUGAAGCAACACAACAAGAACCUUAUGCCUUGCCCUUUUCACCUAUCAUUGAUUUACAAGGAGUAGCUUAUCCUAACCAAAAUAAGCUGGGUUAUGGUCGAAGUAUUCCGAUUACUCCAGAAACAUUUGAAAUAGAAGACUUGAAACGAUCUGCAUGUUAUAACCAUGAAGAGGAAGAAAUUCGUAACAUUAAACUUAUUGUUCUUCCUACUCUCGAUCGUGCUACGAUAGCGAAAAGGAGACGAGAGUUUGUUAAAGUGGAUGAAGAUGAAGAAACAGACAUCGCAACUACAGGUAAUGUUCAAUUUCAAUUUCCACCACCCAUCUUUCCUGUCUUAUUACCAGAUGAUUCUGAGGACGAAGACUAUCAUGAUGACGAAGCAGGUAAUGCAGAUUAUGUAUCAAGUGCAGGCAGUAGUGAAGAUGAAGCAGGCUCAGAUGAUUUUGUUGCCCAAGAUGAUGAUGAAAUGAUUCCCUCAGGCCAUGAAGAUGAAGAAGAAGAAGGCCCCAUCACACGAAGUCGCGCUGGUCAGUUAGGAUCUCAAUCUCUGUAUCGUCCUUCUACAUCCCGUAGCACAUCAAGCAGUCAAACACGACGAGGAGUAACGACUCGUAGACGAGGUCGUGGACGAGGACGUGGUGGUGGUGUGGGUCGACCAAGUACACGAGGUAAUACUCGAUCUACUCGUAAACGUACCCGUGAACGAUCCGAGGAGGAGGAUGAAGAAGAACAACCAGUACGAGCACGAGCAAGACGAAGAGUGGCUGAGAUACCAUCCUAUGUAGAAAGUGAUUUAGAAAGUGAAGAAGAAGAAGAGGAGGAGGAGGAGGAGGAGGAGAGGGAGGAAGAGUUUGUAGAUGUGGAAGAGGAAGAAGAUGAAAGUGAUGAUGAACAUAGUGAUUAUCUAGAAGCUGGGCCUUCUAAUAGUGCUAAACAAAAGAAUCGAAAUAUAGACUUAAAUAUAGCAUCAUCCUCUCAGCAACCCACUACAUCUUCUUCAGAGCCUAUUGAAGAUCGUAAAGGUAAACGCAAACUGCGCUCUUCUACUCUUCUAAAUAAUGGCGGUGAUCCAGAUUCCUCAUCACAACAAUUCUUAUAUUAUCUAAACGACAAUGAUAAUAGUAGCGUUGGAUCGAGUAAAAACAAGGAUAAUCAUCAUGCGAUGGGUCGUACAACAAGAAGCCGCACUAAACAACAAGAUACAACACCUGUUAUCAAAAACUCUAUAUCAACCACAGCAAACAAAUCAUCAGCAACACACAAACGACAUGGAAAGCAGCGUGAUAGUAUUCGUGUAUUAACUGAAGAAGAAAUUAAAGAAUAUGAACCUAUCCCUUGGAUUGUAAAAACAGACCGUUCACUCUCAAAAUAUUUACCUCAACUAGGAGAUACUGUAGUCAUCUUAACUGAAGGACACAAGCAAUAUUUAAGAGCAUCUGAAAUGAAGCAUUUCUUUGAUGAAAAACAUGGCAUUAUUGAUAAGCAUCAACCUGUUUUAUUUGGAAGAGUGUCUAAUAUUAACUGGCAAACAGGACCUCCUACCUAUUGUAAAUUAAAAGUAACUAUGCUUAAACUCUCCAACCUUCAACAAGUACUUGCUCGACAAGAGGAGCCUAAUUGGAUCUCCUUAAAACAAGAUGAAGUCAUUGAAUAUAGUGAUGAGGAUGGCUGUCCUGAAUUUAUUAUUCUUUGGGAACGGUUUAUGGCAUCUAUGGAUAUCUUUCAAACACUUAAAGUAGGACAAAAAGUGAGUGCCAUAUAUGAUGAUGCAGGCCAAUAUACAGGUACUAUAUCACAUCUUAACCAACAAGGAUUACCAUGGAAGCAAGCCAAUUUGCCGAGUCCAUGGGCCUAUUUUCAUGUUAUUUGGGAUGAUAAUACAUCCACACCUGAAGACAUAUGUCCAUGGGAAUUAGUCCCCUUUGGUGAAGAUUUCCGUGUUCGCUAUGAUGUUCAACCUAGUUUAACAGCAGAACAGAUCAAACGGGCCAAGGACACACUGGCAUGGCUUUCAAGUGUAGAUGAUUUCCAAUUAUAUGUACAUCAAGUCAAUUAUUAUGAAUAUCCUGCUUAUUUAUCCAUCAUUGCAUACCCUAUUUGUCUAGACAUGGUAAAAGAGAGAAUAGACAAUAAUUUUUAUCGAUCUGUAGAUGGCUUAAUUGAUGAUGUAGAACUGAUAAAGAAAAAUGCUAUGCGAUAUAAUGCUGAAUCUUCAGCAGCACAUAAAAAUGCAGUUCGAUUAGCCCAUUUUUUUAAAUCACGUAUAUUAAGUAAGUUAAAAAAAAAGGGGGGGCAGAGGAGGGGAAGGAAGGGGAGGGUAAAGGUUUAAAUAUAUACUUUAGAACAAAAGGUAUCUAAUACUAUUAAAUUAAAGAACCUUCAAUGCCACUUGCUUUAACAAGAGGAGGUGGACGGAAAAGAGUCAUAAUAGAAGAAUCAG
Molecule: messenger RNA, 4442 nt
Organism: Cokeromyces recurvatus
Lineage: Eukaryota; Fungi; Mucoromycota; Mucoromycetes; Mucorales; Mucoraceae
Exons: 7
Coding region: 90-4331 (1413 amino acids)
Biological process (GO): cytoskeleton organization; regulation of transcription by RNA polymerase II; regulation of cell shape
Cellular component (GO): nucleus
Molecular function (GO): protein binding
Source: RefSeq, a predicted model, not a curated record